AUUUGCUCAUUUUUGUUUUUGUUGAAAAAGUUUAAAUAAUUUGCCAAGAUGACGUUUCGGGAUCAGAUAGCGAAGAAUGACUCGUACGAGCCCGAUCUGCGCAUGGAGGGCACCUACAUCUGCCGCAUGCCGCAGCCCCCGGCCCCGCCCACCGCAGGCGACAACUGGCACGCCCACCUGAAGCCCCAUGAGCGUCUCUUCUACCAUCAAACAAUGAGCUCGGUGCGGUACAGCAAACGCUUCCGUGGCAAUGUGAAUAUCCCGAGGGAUUCACUCGACCUGCAGUUGCAGUCCCGUUAUGAUCACGGAAGGGAAACGUUUCCGGAGAAGAUCGAUGUGGUGCUGCAACGCGACACGUGUCCGGCCACAAGCAGCUGGGCGGCACCACACGGCCAAAGGGAAGUGGGAGCGGUGUCCAAAUUGAAUUUAUUCCGUGUACUCCGGAAUACACGUGUUGUGCGCGUCAAAAUGGAGGAUGCACUGGGUCAUCCCCUAAGGAUUGGUGGCAUCAAGGAAAAGAUUCAUCCGUCGAGUGUGAAGCUCAUCUGCAGUGGUGUCCACACCCAGCUGGUCAACAAUGGCUUCUCCCGCCAGACUUCCGAUGGCAACUUCUUCCGCUAUUAGCACCUCAGAACACCUCAAAAACAUUGCACAGAUUCCACAGUUUUCAAUUGUUUCAACUUUACAUAAUUAUUGGACAAAUUGCAAUAAAAAUUGACAGAGCGACAACAUAAAGCUGGUCACGCAGUCGGCGCUAGCUUGGGCUUCUUGCGGUUGGUGCUGGACAGCUGAUGCUUCCGGGUCACCUCCUUCUGUUCCUCCUGUUGUCCCACCUGCUCCUCUGGCUGAUCCUGGUCAGUUGGCGUCUGUUGUGCCGCUUUAUGACGUUGCUUUUUGUUUUGGUUACGA
Messenger RNA from Drosophila innubila, 909 nucleotides. RefSeq lists its product as uncharacterized. Bases 49 to 624 code for a protein of 191 amino acids. The transcript is spliced from 2 exons. NCBI's taxonomy places the organism in Eukaryota, Metazoa, Arthropoda, Insecta, Diptera, Drosophilidae. The record is from RefSeq and is a predicted model, not a curated record.